Crotalus tigris (Tiger rattlesnake) is the source of this 1158-nucleotide messenger RNA. RefSeq names its product molybdopterin synthase catalytic subunit-like. Gene Ontology annotation, biological process: Mo-molybdopterin cofactor biosynthetic process. The record is from RefSeq and is a predicted model, not a curated record. NCBI's taxonomy places the organism in Eukaryota, Metazoa, Chordata, Lepidosauria, Squamata, Viperidae. Gene Ontology annotation, molecular function: molybdopterin synthase activity. The transcript has 5 exons. The coding region runs from base 148 to 615 and encodes 155 amino acids. Gene Ontology annotation, cellular component: cytosol.
UGCCGAUAUCGAAGAUCAAGUUAUCUUUGCCAUUUGUCAGGAGUACGUGCCCCUUGGGGACCAGCAGUUCAUCCUUCACACAGGGGACGAAGUUGCCAUCAUCCCACCUCUUAGUGGAGGUUAGCUCUAGGAAGAUACAGAGAAAUAAUGAGUGAAAUUGAGGAUGAACCCAAGGAUGUGAUUCAGUUGAAGUCUGAGAAGCUCUCAUUAGACGAAGUAGCAGCACUGGUCAUUUCUCCCUGUUGUGGAGCUGCAUCUUUCUUUGUAGGCACUACAAGGAAUAACUUUGAAGGGAGAAAAGUCAUACAAUUAGAAUAUGAAGCCUACACAGCUAUGGCAGAAGGUGAAGCAAAGAAAAUAUGCAAAGAUAUUCGAUUAAAAUGGCCUUCUGUGAAGCAUAUAGCAAUACAUCAUCGACUUGGUUUGGUUCCCAUUAGUGAAGCCAGUGUGAUUGCAGCUAUCUCUUCCCCUCACCGAGCAGAGUCUCUCAAUGCCUUGCAAUAUUGCAUCAAUACUUUAAAAGCUACUGUCCCAAUAUGGAAAAAGGAGGUGUAUGAAGACGACUCUUCCUGGAAAGAAAAUAAAGAGUGCUUUUGGAUCAAGGGAGAAAAAUAAAAUAUUAAUGUGCCAAAAAAAGAAGGCAGAAGGAAAGCUGAUUCAGGGUGUUACACUGAACUGGGAAAUGGAAUUUAGUUUUUGGUUAAUCAUUUCUAGAGAUGGAAGAAGUAUUUGCAACAUGGCCAACUGUUUAAAAUAUACAAUGUUUAAAUUUCUUUCUCUGUGUUAAUAAGCCUUAAUCUUUAAAGCCAGAACAUUUCAAAAAUAAUUGUAUUCUAAAAUUGAACUUGUAGAAAUUAUAAUUCUCCAACUUCGAAAGGGAAUGAGAUAAUGAAAUCACCCAUCUGAUUUAUUUAGGAAAAUUACUGCUUUCACAGGCUUCUUUGUAUCCUAAAAUCAUUUGUCUGUUCUUUCAGAUCAAAUGAUCUUUUGAUGUUUUGAGUAUCUCUAAAUAAUGUAACUCUUACUUAGUUUUGCUCCCUGUCAUAAAUUUAGGUGAUUUUCCCAGUCAUUAUAAAAUUGAGGUGAUGGCCAUAGAGUUCUCACUAAUUAUAUUAAAAAUAUGGGAAUAAAAUUAUGGAAACAAUUCAAAGUUUACAA